Messenger RNA from Notolabrus celidotus (New Zealand spotty), 2103 nucleotides. It is a transcript of the gene cradd, whose product is annotated as CASP2 and RIPK1 domain containing adaptor with death domain. Lineage: Eukaryota; Metazoa; Chordata; Actinopteri; Labriformes; Labridae. The coding region runs from base 290 to 889 and encodes 199 amino acids. The transcript has 2 exons. The record is from RefSeq and is a predicted model, not a curated record. Gene Ontology annotation, molecular function: death domain binding; protease binding. Gene Ontology annotation, biological process: signal transduction; regulation of apoptotic process. Gene Ontology annotation, cellular component: CBM complex.
AUAUGGACGCCGAAUUCAAAAGCAGGUCAUCAUAACUCAUAAAACUGAUUUUGUUUGGCGAUUUUAGACAACCAGGCUAAUAAAGACGAAUUUUAAAGUGAAAGACAACGGGGUGUGAAGUUUGGUUCCACUGUCUUGUUUUCAGUCGGACACAAUAACAUAGAGCGCUGGUUGUGAGCAUGGCGUCUGUGUUUGUGAGCGACUUGUUUUCGUUAUGAAUAACUAGGUUAGUUGGUUAUUAGUUAACUAGUAUGCUUAGUAAAGUUAUUAGUGGCUGUCAGCUAUUCAGAUGGACCCGAAACACAGAGCUCUGCUGCGGACACACAGGCUGUAUCUGUCCGGGGAGCUGCUGGUCUCCGACACUAUCGUUCCGUUUCUGUACCAGGAGGGGAUCCUGACGGGGGCUCAGGUGGAGGACGUCAGGUCCCAGUCUACGGACAGACAGAAGACUCUGAGGCUGCUGGACCUGCUGCCGAGCCGCGGACCCCGGGCCUUCGACCUGUUCCUGCGGUCUCUGGAUGACUUCAGCUGGGUCAGGGAACAGCUGUUGGUGGAGCUCCAGAAACAACCGGGACCUGGAACAAGCUCAACAGACGAGUGCCAGCUUCCUGACUCAGUUCUCCAAAAAGUUCCAUCUGAUCGGGAUCUGUCCCGGCUGGCGUCCCGGCUCGGGGCAGAAUGGGAGGCGGUCCUGAUAGAUCUGGGUCUCUCUGCAGAGGAUCUGUUCCGGUGCCGGUCUGAUCACGCUCUCAGCACUCAUGGAGCGGUUCUGUCAGGUCUGGUCACGUGGAGACAACGGGAGGGGAAGAGAGCGACGGUUCGGAGACUCCUGCAGAGUCUGAACGCUACUGAGAUCCAUCAUUCAGUUCUAGAAGAGGCCCUGAAUUGACCCAGGACCAGGACUUUCUUUUUUUUAACUUGUUUUUUUACAGCCUGAUGGAUGGAAACUUUUCUCCACAAAUCAUUCCACUAUGGAACACAGACCUUGAAGUGACUUUGAUGGAAAUGUUUUUAGAAUAAUGUGUGACAUGAACAUGAUGUGAGAACAUGCAGAUCUUGUUCUUUCCUUCUUGUACUGUUUUCAUUGUGACAUUUUGCACAAAACAACUCUAAAUGGAUUAAAGAAGCAGGUUUAAAACAGAUGAUUAAACGUUACCUUGUGGUUCUAAAGCAGGGGUUCCCAAACUUUCUUGUCUUUGACCCUCAAAAAUAACAGUGCCAGAGACUAGAGACCCCUGUUGUCCUGAGGUGAUUAAUAGUAAAUCCAAAAACCUACAUAUUUCUUUAUGAUUUAAAAAAAGGCAAGAAGCAGCAUAACUUCCUCAGGGGUCAUGUGACAACAAAGUAAAGAAGAAAAUUACUGACGUUUUUUAUUUACAUGAUUUUAUCUAAAAUUGAGCUUCAAGUUUUAUAUAUUUUUUUAAAACCAAGAUUAUUCUACAUUUUAUCGUUUUUUUAAGGCAUCUCACGACCCUCCUAUCAGUAUCUCGAGACCCCCCUUUGGGAACCACUGCUCUACCAUUUGUCAUUUUGCCAGAUUGACUUAAUUGUAAUUUAAUGUGAUUUUUUUGUUAAAAUCUGUGGUGAUAAAAUGUUCAAAAACACCCAAAAUGACUCAGAAAAGACUUACGAUAAUAAAAAAAAUUCAAGGAAUUAAUCAGUAAGAGCUUUGAGAUUCAAAGUAUCCAAUUUAAUUUCAAAAUUUAGGAUCCUGAGAGAAUUUAGUCCAACUCUUUAUGCUCAAAAACAAUAAUCUGGAAUCUUAAGAGUGAAUUUUGAAGGACCACAUUUUGGGACGAGACCAAAACUUGAGCGUAAAAGUUUGACAUUUUUAAACUAUAUUAAAGUCUGAGAGCAAAAGAAACAAGUUUGAGAUGAGUGUAACAUUUUAAAGUGGUAACGUUUUGAAUCUAUUCCCAUUUAAGUCUCCUUUCUGAAUCUAAAUUUGGACAUCAAAACCAGGAUUUUAACAUUUAAAUCUGCAUUUUGUAAAAUAAUGUGUUACUUUAAACAGACAAGCUAACAAAAGAUGAAUAAAGAAUAAUGUUUCAGAUUUUUUUUUUUAAGGAAAUGAAAUUAAAUAAAAAUGUUAAAACCAUAUGU